CCUAUGUAGAGACGCCGUUAUGUAAGAUCUAAAAACUCCUGUUGAUAACCUUGAUAUACCAGGAUGUGAUUGAAUGGAGCUAAUACGCAUCCGCUUAGGUUGGGCGAUUUCCACGGGCGCCAAGCGGCCAGAGAUCACAUCCGUAGAAUCCCUCAAAGGCUCCAAGAUUGGCAUUUCUCGUCUGGGAUCAGGCAGCCAGGUUAUGGGCUACGUUCUCGCCGAUCAAGAGGGCUGGCUUUCGCCUUCCUCGGCCCCAUACUCGGAUUUCGUAGUCCUUCAGAACUUCGCCAACUUGCGUAACGCCGUCAACAACGGUACGGCUGACUUCUUCAUGUGGGAGCACUUCACGUCGAAGCGGUACUACGACAGCGGAGAGAUUCGUCGCAUUGGCGAGAUCUACACGCCGUGGAGUAGCUGGAAAAUUGUUGCCUCGACGGCCUUACUAGGUGGGGGAGAGACAGGAAAGAUAGAUCCGAGACUUAUGGAUUUGUUGAAGAAGUUGGACCAGGGCGUCAAGCAUUUCGAGGCCCACCAUGAUGAGGCCGUCGAGUACAUCAGCACAGCGCUCGAUUAUUCAGCCGAAGACGCUCGCGAGUGGCUGACGACUGUUCGGUUCUCCUCCAAGACUGAGGGUGUGGAUGUCAAUGUUAUUUCCAAGUGCAUCAAUAUUCUGCAGAAGGCUGGCGUACUUAAAGAGAAAGCCGGUGUGACGACCGAGGCUAUUGCGGAUGGAAUGCUCGUUCAAGGGCUGGCAGCACAGUUCCCGGAUGAAACACACUCACAUCCGGUUGUAUGAUAGACUUCAACUCCUUUGAAAUUAGUAUUGCCAACUUCGCGAGACCCCUGAACUACCGGGUAGGCUGUCGCGGCCGGGGGUUGGGACGAACUAGAGCUAGCCCCACACCUGCUAGAGCAUUUCCCAUGCAACGCUUGGAAUGACGUCC
This is a messenger RNA of Xylaria bambusicola, 944 nucleotides long. RefSeq lists its product as uncharacterized. The record is from RefSeq and is a predicted model, not a curated record. The transcript has a single exon. NCBI's taxonomy places the organism in Eukaryota, Fungi, Ascomycota, Sordariomycetes, Xylariales, Xylariaceae. The coding region runs from base 74 to 796 and encodes 240 amino acids.